This is a messenger RNA of Glarea lozoyensis ATCC 20868, 897 nucleotides long. RefSeq names its product alpha/beta-Hydrolase. The coding region runs from base 1 to 897 and encodes 298 amino acids. Gene Ontology annotation, cellular component: extracellular region. NCBI's taxonomy places the organism in Eukaryota, Fungi, Ascomycota, Leotiomycetes, Helotiales, Helotiaceae. The record is from RefSeq and is a predicted model, not a curated record. Gene Ontology annotation, molecular function: hydrolase activity. The transcript has 3 exons.
AUGUAUUUCUCUUCAAGCUUGCUAGCCACCGCCCUCGUGCUGGGCAGAAUUGCAGAUGCCGCACAGAACCAGCUUACUAAAGUGUCUGGGUUUACAGCUGGCCCAACGAAAGCUGGAAUGUAUAUUUACCUUCCAACCAAGAAAUUGAAUCCUGCACCAAUUAUCGUCGCUAUUCAUUACUGCACUGGUACCGGACAGGGUUAUUUCACUGGAUCCAAAUACGCAAAUCUUGCGGACUCAAAGGGAUUUAUUGUUAUCUACCCAAGUUCGCCAUCAAGCGGUGGAUGCUGGGAUGUUGCAUCGAAGACUUCCCUCACUCACGAUGCUGGUGGAGACUCCAAGACAAUCGUGAACAUGGUCGACUAUGCUGUCAAGAACUACGGAGGUGACAGAGAUAGAGUUUAUGCUACUGGAUCAAGUUCCGGUGCAAUGAUGACCAAUGUUCUUGCUGGAGCUUACCCAGAUGUCUUCAAGGCCGGUUCAUCCUACAGCGGUGUUCCAGACGGAUGUUUCUACGUCGCCAGCGCCACUGCAGGUAUGGCCACACCUGGAUGGAAUAACGACUGUGCGGGUGGAAAAUCCGUCAAGACAGCUCAGCAAUGGGGUGAUCUUACUCGCAGCUACUAUCCUAACUAUAACGGUACGAGACCUAAGAUGCUUAUCUGGCACGGAACCGCUGACAACACUCUUGGAUAUCCUAACUUUGCUGAGGCGCUCAAGCAGUGGUCUAAUGUUCUGAAUGUGCCGUUCACCAAGGAUAAUGCUAAUACCCCGCAAUCUGGAUACACGCAGAAGAUCUAUGGUGAUGGAACCAAGUUGAUUGGGUACUCUGGCCAGGGUGUUGGACAUACUGUUCCUAUUCAUGAGGAUGUUGAUCUUGCGUGGUUUGGUUUGUAG